This is a messenger RNA of Pseudovirgaria hyperparasitica, 2463 nucleotides long. RefSeq lists its product as uncharacterized. Lineage: Eukaryota; Fungi; Ascomycota; Dothideomycetes; Acrospermales; Acrospermaceae. The coding region runs from base 462 to 2324 and encodes 620 amino acids. The record is from RefSeq and is a predicted model, not a curated record. The transcript has 2 exons.
GCGAAGUGGCAGUCAGACCUGGAGCAGCAGAUGGUCUAAACUCUUUCUGGAACAGCGUCCAGUGCUAGCGGCAUCAGCGACAGCUUCUCGAAGUAAACACACAGAUUCAAUAUAGCAAUGCGACUUCCAUCGUCCAAUUAACUCGCAACAUUCGACCUCACAACAGCUCUUUGCUUUUUAAGCCAAUCUCGACUGCGACUCCUUGACCGCGAUUACCCUCUUUCUCUCACUCGGACGCGUGGCCAAAGCAUGCGCGCUAGCUGAUACUCAAAACCGCCUGCUGCCACAAUACACAAACAAACCACGACUCUGUUACUGUCCGUCACCUUGGUCUUAAGCGCGACGCGAACAGAUACUACGGAGUAUCGCUCUGCAUUAGCAUAGCAUACUUUCUAAAUCUUGUGGCGGCUUGAUUGUCUUAACACUCUUUUAUUCGAGUCUACGCGUCUCGCCCUUUGGAGAUGUUUUCAUGGAUUAGUGGACCCCGAAUCACCAAUGUAGCAGAAGACCUACAAGAUACUACCUUCAUUGAGCCACCGGAGACUCCUGCACACGUCUUCCCCGUCCGAGCUUUCAAACAGGCUCUCUUCGGCACACCUCAUCCAGACCACGAGAUCAAGUCCGUGCCCGGCAAAGAACAGAAGCUAGUUGAAAAGAAAGUACCUACGGAAAAGACAGCUCCAUAUAUACAGAUUGAAGGUGCUGCUAUGGAUGUAGACCAGAACAUAGCCCAGCCUUCCGGGAAGCCUAGUGGCAUUCUUAUGACACCUGGCACCACCUCGAAAGGACGAAAGACUGUUUCAUUUGGCACGCAAGUCGUGGACAAUGAAGGAAAGGAGCCGGCCAUUGGACGGAGUGGUCUUCCGGCAAAUUUUCCCGGCAAGUUCCCAAGUCCGUGGACACCACGAAUGGCCUCAGUUGGCGAUACAAAAUCCCGCAGCAGCAAGCUAGCAGAGGCUUUGUACGAUGCUCGCGAAACCAUCAAGCCAAAGGAGGAAUCUCAACCUAAGACGAGUAGGAAGACCAGUUCUGCGAAUGACGCGGUUACUAAAUCCUGGGCAAGGGACGACUUGGAUAUCACAUUGGAUUUGUCAGAACCGAGAUCAGAAUCAGGGAAGUACUGGAAGCAACAGUAUCUCACAUACUCUGAGAACAGUACGCGCGAAAUGAAGAGACUGGUCAAUAAGGCGAAACUGGCAAAGAACUAUGCGGCCAAGAAGGAUCAGGAGGUGACAGAGCUUGGGGUGGCCAUGGAUCAAGAGCGCAAGAAACUUGCAUCUCGUAACCACGCACUCGAGAUGCAGAACAGGGACUAUCACGAUCAGAUACGGCGCGUGACGCAGGAAAACCUACGAGUGAAUCGAGAAGUGGUCGCUCUCAAACAUCAGCUCCUAAGCUUGGGCGUGAAGCCUAUCAAGAGCAAGGGCCGUAAACAAGACGAGUCUAUAAUCUCCGAAGACCAGGCAAUGAAGAUGCAGAAUGGUAUGCCUCGCAUAUCCGCCCAAUCACCAGCCCGCGGACGACGCAGGAGCAAGUCUGCUAGACCUUUAAGUGGUAGUACUCGUAAAAACACGUCCUAUGCACCAACAGAAACGUCCGUACUACCAGACCGCCCGCCUCUCCAUGAGCUCCACUCGAACACUUUGACGAAAGAGAACAACCAUCCACCAAGCAAAGAUGAUGUCAACACAAGCUCCACACCUGCACCACCCAAACCCCCAACGGAAGUGCGUUCCUCUCCUGACCCUUGGGUGCAAGAUCUCUAUAUCUCACCAAGCAAACUUGACAAACUCACCCUUCCCCCGCCAGUACACAAGCCGUCUGAGCAAAGAUCUGGCUCACAAGCAACCCUAGGAAACAUAAAUGGCAGCAUUGGCGUAAGCAUGGGGGCUAAAGCACGAGCCGCGCUCGCGUCCGCCUCACAGAUGUCCCUAACUCCACCAUGCGAGCACCAACCGAGCAACCGUCAUGAUCACCACCGGGAAUAUCGUCCGAGCCGUCGUGAAUAUCGCCGACCCGCUACAGCCCCGGUCGACGCGUCGGACUUGAUCUCCGUCCCAAAGCGCCCCGGUUCGACUGGCCCGCCUGGAGCCGCGACAGGACCUGUUCCGAUGCACUUACGCGGUCACUCUGCCCACCAUCUUGCACACGUUCCAGCUCAACAGCAUACGCGGAGACAAUCAGCCGCAGAACCGCAGUCGCAUCAGCAUAGCCCCUUCAAUGAUGGUCGGCGCACCAAUAGUCUGAUGGACAAGGACCGAGCGGCGAAGGCCCGGGAGAGGGUUGCGGCAAGAAGGAUGAUGAGUGCCGGCGGUGGCGCAUGAUGGGACUGUCGUGUCUCGGUUCCUCAGUGGGUCUGGAAGUCUCAGAUGAUCCCAACAGCCAAUUGGCUGGGGUUAUAUUCUUGGCUAGAGCCGCGUGCGUGUAUCUUGAUUAUUUCUAGCGUGGCGUUUGACAGGUAGG